CGGAUUGGACAACACUGGGUUACUUAUGAUGGAGGACCCCCCUAGGGACACCGUUCUGUAAUUUUGCAGCAUGUCAGGUAGAAACAUUGACAAGUACAGCCAAAGUCCACUCGUGCUACCGUGCCAGUACAAACAAAACAUUUAAAACCAUGAAAAAAAGUUUUCUAAAACCUGUGGGAUUUCUAGAAAGCAGCAUUUAUGUUUAAGAAGAAAUAGAAUAAAAAACAUUUGGCUGGUUAAACUUUAAGAAUGUAUAAUAAAUGAUUGGCUUAGUCCUAAUCUAACAGUUGAAACAGUUCUCCUUAACGUGCACGUCUCUCUGGGUCUUUCCCAGGGAAUCGAGCUAAUCUACGCUGGGUUUUUAGGAGCGUGAGGCUGAAUCGGCGUCUUCUUAGCUGAAGGACAUCACAUUUUCCAGGAACGAAGAUCUGCCUUGACUGACGACUCUGUAGUGAAAAACAUUAGUUUGUUUGCACAAUAAAAGCUUUUUAAUCUUUGAUCUCCAACCUUCCUUUUAUUUAAUUGAUUAACAAUACUGGCAGAACACAAAGUCCCAAGGCAAUGAUGCACAAAUAUAAAUAUGAAAAAGUUGAUCAACCUUAGAAAUCGCUGUGUUUUGUCUACUGGCUUUUUUUACAUUCACUCUUAUUUUUAUUCUAGUAUUUUUAUUUCUAUCUAGUAGUAUUUAUUUAACCUAUAGAAGCUCUGUAGUUUGUGUACUUGUGAGGUCACAAGGAGUACGUUUUGUUUUAUAGGUCAGAGUUGAUGUCAUCGUCGUACUUCUGUUUGAAUCAUUAAGUGUAAAUUAUUUUGCUAUUACAUUUUUUUAUUGGCUCAGAUUUUUUUAGUAAUGCAACAAAAGCCAUGUUUGGGUUCACACUGAGUGAGUUCUCAGAAUAGCAGCUUGUCAUUCAUUCUGUUUGCCAUAUCGAUCGUGGAGGCUGAGGCCAAAGUUCACUAGUGUGCCGAAGGCGUUACCAAUCUCAGGCAAAGGUAAAAUCCAUGGGCUCUGUGGAGAGAAGGGAGAGUUCCAGGGAAGGAAAGGGAACAAUCACGGUUGGGUCCCUGAAUCGCUGUUUUACCACCAACUUAAUGAAAAGAUAUCUUGGUUUUAAAAAGGAUGGCAGGUGACUAAGUGGCCUCAGUCACCGCAGCCAAAGAAUUUAGACUCAAAUUACAGACGUGGACGUUCCAUCAGCUGUGAAGCAGAUUUCUCUUGACUUGAAUCCAUCGGUGUCGUUCUUUUCCCGUCGCUCCGUCUGCUAGGCAUACCUUUGGGAAGCCGCCUUGAUCUCUAAGAAGAGGUGCAUGUUUUUUCCCCACCAGUGACCUCCCAGAGGAGCUGUCCCUGACAACUCUCCCUUCAGAAGAAGUCUGUGGGAGCAUCACCAAAGGAAACAUGUGCUAGAAGCUGAAAAUCUGGUUUUGAACAGCUGCGUAGAGUGGACGAUAGAAGAUGAGCAAUGAGGACGAGUUUUACGACGCCGUCACAGGCCUGGAUUCAGAUGAGUCAUACGAAGGCUUGUCGGAGGCCAGUUUCAAAGAUGCAAAGGGUUUUGAUUGCAGCACUCAGAAAAACAAUGGAUCCGUACGACAUGAGAACGGUAUUAAGAAGCACAGGUCCUCUUUACCGGCGCCCAUGUUUUCUAGAAACACUGUCAGUGUCUGGAGCAUCCUGAAAAAAUGUAUCGGACUGGAAUUGUCCAAGAUCACAAUGCCCAUCGUCUUCAAUGAACCCCUGAGCUUUCUGCAGAGGAUCUCAGAAUACAUGGAACACACUUACCUCAUCAACAGAGCCUGCUCGCUGUCCAACUCCCUACAGCGCAUGCAGGCAGUCGCUGCUUUUGCUGUGUCAGCAGUUGCAUCUCAGUGGGACAGGACUGGAAAACCCUUCAACCCACUGCUAGGAGAGACCUAUGAACUCGUCAGAGAGGACCAGGGUUUCCGUCUGAUAUCCGAGCAGGUAUCCCAUCAUCCUCCAGUCAGUGCCUUCCAUGCAGAGAGCCUUUCCGGGGACUUCAUCUUCCAUGGCUCCAUCUACCCAAAACUCAAGUUCUGGGGCAAAAGUGUUGAAGCUGAGCCCAAAGGAACAAUCACUCUAGAGCUACUCAAACACAAUGAGGCGUACACGUGGAGCAACCCUUACUGCUGUGUACAUAACAUCAUCCUGGGCAAACUGUGGAUUGAACAGUACGGCACGGUGGAAAUAGUCAACCACAGAACAGGAGAAAAGUGCGUGUUGAAUUUCAAGCCUUGCGGGAUGUUUGGAAAAGAGUUGCACAAAGUGGAGGGAUACAUCCAAAACAGGAACAAAAAGAAACUCCGUGCUAUUUACGGGAAGUGGACCGAGUGCAUGUGGAGCGUCGACCCUCAGGCUUACGAGGACCACAAGAAGUCUGAGAAGAAAGGCGACAAUAAGACCAAAAAGAAUGGAGAACCGGAGAAAACGGAGAAUGAUGAAGCAGACGAUAUGCCUGAAGUCCUCGAGACGGUGUCUGUGGUACCAGGAAGCACUUUGUUGUGGAGGAUAGAGUCCCGACCCGCACACUCUGCUAUGAUGUAUAACUUUACAAACUUUGCGGUGUCUCUAAAUGAGCUGGAGCCUGGCAUGGAGUCCAUCUUGGCACCCACAGACUGUCGCUUCAGGCCUGACAUCAGAGCCAUGGAGAACGGAAACAUAGAUGAGGCGAGUAGGCAGAAAGAGAGACUGGAGGAGAAACAGAGAGCUGCCAGGAAGGAGAGAGCCAAGCGGGACGAGGAGUGGAGGACAAGGUGGUUCCAGAAGGGCACAAACCCAUACACCAACUCCGAGGAGUGGAUCUACACCGGCGGCUACUUCGACAGGAACUACCAGAACCUGCCCGACAUCUACUGAGAACCCCAAAUGCCUCCAGUCAGUCACCAUGCAGAGAGAAAUUCAUACAGCAGCCAUUUUCUCCCAUCUCCCAUCUCGUCGUUGUCUGGAACACUCCUGCGACUUAUUGGGAAGAGUCAAAAAGAAACCAAAGUGUCUCUUCGGUCUUAAUGUUGACAUCUUGUGUAUUUCUUUCCCCAACAGCUGACUGUUCUCUCUGCCCCAGCACUACACAGAGCACAAUAUGGUUCCAGACCGACCCUCCAGGCUCCUACAUUAGAAUAUCCAACAACUUUGAAAUCAAACUUUUUGUUUUCCUCGGAUCUGGCAAACCUCCAGAUGGUUGCUUGUGACUCAUGAAUGAAUAAAUGUGAGUGAGAACAAUCUUAACGAAAACAAAAUGCACCGCAUGAUGGAGGAUGUGUGGAUCUGAAACUCCGUCAUCAAGGAAAUCAGGGAUGUGAACUUUCCUUUGACUGAAGGCGGAUCUUGUGGAAACAUUUUUUUCCUUCUCUUUGGAAACAUUAAGGGACUUGAAACACUUAAAAAAAUCUACAAAUGUAAAGAUUUUAGUCUGGAAGGAACAAAUGUACACUGUAACGUCAGCGUUAAAUAACCCUAAAACAGCAUAACACUCGGUUUAUUAGAAGCAGCACAACUCACAGAGCUCUAAUGUGUCUUAAAAUAAUAAUAAUAGAAAAAAACAUUAGUUUAACUAAAAAUGUUGCUUGUAAAAUAGUUCUGACUCACGACUCCAGCUUGGGUUAUUCUGAUUACAAGAUCUGAGAACAAAUGUUAAUCUGGUUAAAAAAAAAACUUAAAACUUGAUGUUUCCUCAGACAAAUCACUUAAAUUCAUUUCUUUAAGCUAAUUUCUUGACUAAAUGUCAUUUCUUAAGUUGAAACUGUUGCCAGGAUGUCAUUUUAGUUCAGAUUGGAACAAGUUGUAUUAAAUUAAUCUUUGUUAAAAGUCCAAAAAAGGGAAGAAAUUCCAUCCAGUCUAUCAUGUAGAUGUAUUUAAGGUUAUAUUAAUCACAGUUGUGACAAUUAAGGGGUUAUUUCCCUAAAAUAUUCGAGGUAUAUAAAGCAUUAUUGCAUGAUUGGGGGGGGGGGGGGGGGGUAUUUUCAUGUGGUUGUAAUUCGAUGUAACAUGAAUGUUGAAUUAAAUGAGUGAACUCGGUCAUAGAGUUCAGUUCUAGAGGUUAAAAUGAGUUGUUUUAACAAAAAAAAACAACUUUCAGGAAAGAAAAAUCACAAAUAAAACAUCUGAGAUGUAAAAUAUAAAAAAUAAUCCUCAAUGAUUGUAGAAGUGUUCUACUUUAGUCUGUCUCCAGCUUCUGUACAUAUCUUUCUCUUUGUGCCUUGGGUGGAGUCGUCUCAUCCGUGUCUUGGAUUACAACACCCAGAAUGUCUGCUGAAAUAACGGGACAUGCGUGGUUUCUAUGUUGCAGGUUGAUGUUCAGAAACCAGUAAAAGGUGGGCGACGGUGGCACAGGCGUUAAGUGCUCGCCCCAUAAUCGGAAGGUUGUAGGUUCGAGACCCUCUCAGUCUGUCGCUGUGUCCUUGGGCAAGACACUUAACCCACGUUGCCUGUUGGUGGUGGUCGGAGGGACCGGUGGCGCCAGUGCUCGGCAGCCUCGCCUCUGUCAGUGCACCCCAGGGCAGCUGUGGCUACAUCGUAACUCAUCACCACCAGUGUGUGAAUGGGUGAAUGACUGUGUUGUAAAGCGCCUUGGGGGGUUCCAUUUACCAUUUUUACCAUUUUAAAAGAAAAUUGUUAUUUUUGCUGAAAUUAAACAAAACAAAUCAUUAGAAUAAAAGUUAAAAAUAAAUAAAUAAAGCAAUCUAAGAAUGCUUUUUAAUUGGUUUUCCCCGUUAUAAGGAGUUUAGUUAUGGAAAGGCGACAACCGUUUUAAUUUGGUGCAAAUAUGGAAAAAAACUCCUUAUUUGUAAAAAUUAUGAUUAAAUAAAUACAAAACAUCUGCAACAUACAUAAAAAUGUACACAAAUUGUAAUUUAAAAAGAAAACUCAUUUCCAGGAAUCCUGUUUCCAUUCUUGCAUUGUGGGUGUGAGUUUGCAGCUCCAACUCUAUGCAAGUUUUUCCCAAAUAUGCAUGUUUCAUACUUCUACAUUCCCAUCACACACACAGCCAACUAAUCUCGUUCAUCUAAAUGCUGAUUCCGUAGGUGACUUCAGUCAACAGAAAAAGUUUGUAGUGCACUGAUCCCUUUGUCACAACUCUUUCUGGUUUAAAAAUAGUGUCUGGACUAGUUUUUGGAAUACAUAAGAGUAUUAUUUAUAAACUGAGUUUUCCCCAAUUUUUUCAUUUUUAUAUUUUGUAUUUCAAUUUUGCCAAAUCUGAGCAGAGGAUCUGAUCAGGACUAAAUGCCAACACUGUUCCGGUAGCUAUUGAUGUUUGUUUGACUGAUUGGCUCUUUUCUGUUUCCAAAGAUGUGUGGCUGCUCAAAAAUCACAGGUGGAAUCUAAAAUCUAGUGAAUCACACAUCAUCACUCAACAUGGACGGUCACUGAAGGGUUUAAGGGUUGAACACAUUCAAACUGGGACACCAGGAUGUUUACACACGAACAGUGUAUACGUUUUCCAUCACACUAAACUAGUAAAAUGGGUUAGUUGGGUAGUUGAUCAAAAGCAAUGGUCUAAUGAGUGCGUGUUCAGUCUCCUCCAGUUACAUCCCUAAUGCCUUUAUGAUGAAAAAAAACAAAUGAUGAAAAAAGCUGUUUGAAUCUUGUUUCUCUUUGCGUUAAUGUUAUAAAUGUAUACAUGUGUUGUACAGAAGUAAUCACAAGCAAAAUGGCAUAUUAUUUUGUGCAAUUGAUUUAUAUUUUUAUAGUAUUUAAACAGUUUUUGGUCAGAGCAUUGUGCCAGAUGUUUUUAUUUUGAGGUGCAGGACUGUAAGGGGUCUUAUCUAUACUGUUCAGUAGGUUCAAGGAUGGGGGAAAGUCUACUAAUAAAAAUAUUGUUGGCAUUCA
Molecule: messenger RNA, 5845 nt
Organism: Nothobranchius furzeri (turquoise killifish)
Lineage: Eukaryota; Metazoa; Chordata; Actinopteri; Cyprinodontiformes; Nothobranchiidae
Product: oxysterol-binding protein-related protein 2
Cellular component (GO): perinuclear endoplasmic reticulum; intracellular membrane-bounded organelle; cytosol
Molecular function (GO): cholesterol binding
Source: RefSeq, a predicted model, not a curated record